Messenger RNA from Hippopotamus amphibius kiboko, 807 nucleotides. It is a transcript of the gene C7H12orf42, whose product is annotated as chromosome 7 C12orf42 homolog. Lineage: Eukaryota; Metazoa; Chordata; Mammalia; Artiodactyla; Hippopotamidae. The record is from RefSeq and is a predicted model, not a curated record.
AGGAUUCGGACCCCAAUGGCAUACAGAAGACUGCUCUGUGCUCGCCAGUACAAUAUCCCCAGGUCUCCUGCUAUAAGUAUAGCUUCUUAAGAAGAAGAAAGCUGUGGAGAAGUGAGUCCCUCUCCAACACUGUCCAAUGAAUGGGAAGAGACCCCAUUGAUCUUCACUGUCAGACAGGAAAUGAACGUGCAAGCCAGAGGAGCACCCAAGCAGGCCUGGCCCAGUUCAUCUCUGGAACAGCGAAUGACAAACGCUGUAAAUCCUGUGCACCUGGAGGCCACAGGCACACACAUCAACAGGCACGUGAGAUUUCAGAACCAGCCCCUUCGCAGCUCCAAAGGAGAUUCUGUCCCAUCUAGUCUUCUUCUGAGGCCGUACACUGCGCUGGGCCUCUGCUGCAGAAGCCAGACCGCCUCUGCCUCGUCCUGGGUCUCCUGGAGUUCAUCAGAGCUCGAGUUGGAGAACAGGGCGGCGGCCACGGUAGAAGCAGCGGCAAACCCAGAUUCCCAAAGCCUGCUCCAGGGCGCGCCCGGAAAUCCAGUCGGAAGAGGCACUGUUGCCAUGGCACUAGAGAUGCUCCCCAAGCAUCCUCAUCCCCCCGGGGAAAGGGGGCCCAGGGCAGACGCCUCCUUCCCCGGCAGUCUGGCAGGAGCGCCCCUUCCUGUGCUUGCCGGUGCUCCCACCCAACUCCCCUCCAAGAGGUUAAUCAAGGUUUGCUCCUCUCCCCCCUCCCGCCCACCCCCGCGUCUCCAUACGGUUUGUUCACAGGCCCCUCCUAGGCCGGGAGUGAAUGCUCACUCACACUGA